This is a messenger RNA of Archocentrus centrarchus (flier cichlid), 3426 nucleotides long. RefSeq names its product ubiquitin specific peptidase 1 (gene usp1). The transcript is spliced from 9 exons. Bases 263 to 2761 code for a protein of 832 amino acids. The record is from RefSeq and is a predicted model, not a curated record. Gene Ontology annotation, molecular function: cysteine-type deubiquitinase activity. Gene Ontology annotation, cellular component: nucleus; cytosol. Gene Ontology annotation, biological process: protein deubiquitination. Lineage: Eukaryota; Metazoa; Chordata; Actinopteri; Cichliformes; Cichlidae.
GUGGCCGAAUGUUUUGAUACGAUAUCUGAGCGUCGCCGGCGAAGUAGCGGCCAGCAAAUCUUCAAGCAGGAAAAAGCGCCAACUUCUGUUGCACCGUCUGAAUCGUUAAGCACUCUGUAAAGCAUUCAGAGACAGGAUUUCUGGUGGAAAAUAUCAAACUUAAAUCUGGAAUGACUCAUUCAGUGAGGUGCGCUCUUGCGUCUCAGUAGGAAUAAAAGUCGGGGGGAAAAAAAAUCACCCUCAAGGUACCGGGGGAGGAAAGAUGCCUGGUCUGCAGGGUGAAAGUGUUGUGGCGGCGCCGGGGAGCCCCGUGAAAAAGAGUAAACUGUCUCUGAAGUUCUUCCAGAAGAAGGAAACCAAACGUGCUCUGGAUUUCUCUGAAUCUCAGACAGAAGAAGCCAAAACAUGUGAAGCAGAGGAGCCUGAGGCAAGCAGCUGCGAUCAGGUGGUCCCUGGUCCUUCUCAGUGUCCGUCCUCACCCAGCCUCCUCCUGUCAUGUGAGAAAAGAGAGAACUUGGUGCCAUUUGUUGGGCUCAACAAUCUGGGCAAUACCUGCUAUUUGAACAGCAUCUUACAGGUUCUUUAUCACUGCCCAGGCUUCAAAGAAGGCGUAAAGAAGCUGUACGAUCUGUCCAUCCGAAAAGAGAAACCCAAGGAAGAAACUGAUAAAAGCGAAGAGCCACAGUGUCAGCAGUCAGACGGUGUGUCGGAGGCUCUGCCAGCUCACAUCGAGCUUCUUGGGAGCUUCAACAAUCUGAUAACUGCAGUCGAGCAGCUGCAGUCUAGCUUCCUGCUCAACCCCGACACCUUCAGCGACGGAGAGCUAGCCACACCGCCUCGCAAAGUUCUGCACACGCUCAGGCAGCUGAACCCCAUGUAUGAAGGCUAUCUCCAACAUGAUGCUCAGGAAGUUCUGCAGUGCAUCCUGGGAUAUAUCCAGGAGGCCUGUGAUACAAUCAGGAAAGAGCUGAAGUUAGAAAGGGAGGAUGAUGCAUCAGAAGUCAAAAUUGAGAAUGGUCUUGAUUUGGGUUCCAGUGGCUCUGUGACAGAAUACAAAUCUUCCCCAGAAGAGGACGGUCAAGUCAACGGCAAAAGAAAGAGUGACACGGAAGUGGGAAAUGCCAAGAAAAAGUCCAAAUCCCUCAAGUCUAAGAAAUCAGACACUGUAGAGGAAGACCUCAGUAGAAAUAGACCUCUCACUCGCUCCAAAAGGAAGUCCACCAAUGAAAUCAGCAUGGAUAGCACCCAGAAUAAAGGUGAUGGGGAGAUGGCGGAGGAAGAGAUGACAAAACUGAAUGGAGAAGUAGGGAGUGAUGAUGAGGGGAAAGGGGGAAAGGUGUGCAAAGAGACGGAUGGGAAGAGGAAGAAGAGAGCUAAGCUGAGCUGGCUAAGGCCAUCUGGAAAACAGCCAAGUAUUUUCUCGAAGUUCCGCAGUGUGGGAAAGAUCAGCUCCACAACUGUGAAAAACCAAAACAAAACGGAGCAGGAAAGUGGACUGACACAUGACCAAACUGAGGAAAACCUUCAACAGCCAUCUACCCAAAACGCAGCCAGAGAUGGCAAGGCUCCCAAACAUCAAGAGGGCCUGGGCCUUAUGGAGCGUUUGUUCCUAGGUCGGCUGGUUCUGAGGACUCGAUGUCUGGAGUGUGAGAGCUUCACAGAGAGAAGAGAGGACUUCCAGGACAUCAGUGUCCCUGUGCUCGAUGACCAACCCAGCAGCCCUGACGACCUCUCUGAGGUCUCUCCAGACCCUAAACCAGAGUUGAAGACUCUGAAAUGGGCCAUAUCUCAGUUUGCUUCAGUGGAGCGCAUCUUUGGGGAGGAUAAGUACUUCUGUGAGACCUGCCAUCAUUACACAGAGGCUGAGAGGAGUCUUCUGUUUGACAAAACUCCUGAAGUCAUCACUAUUCACCUGAAACGCUUCUCUGCCAACGGCUUAGAACUGGACCCGUAUGCUGGCCUUUCUAAAGUGAACACUCCCUUGCAGACUCCUUUGACUUUAUCCCUGGAGGAGUGGUGUACCCAGCCCUCAUCCAGUAACGGUCAGAAUUAUCAGCUGUUUGCUGUGGUCAUGCAUAGUGGUGUCACCAUCAGCAGUGGCCACUACACUGCCUACGUCCGAAUGUCUGAUCUAAAAGAUGCAAAGCUCUGGCUGCAGGACACAAAAACUGAAGAGGAGGAGGAAGAUGGGGUGACGGAAAACAAAGAGGGGGUGCAGGUGAAGGAGAAAGUGCUGGACUAUGAUGAUGGAGAGGUGUCUUUCAGCCUGAAUACAAGAGGACAGCGGCGUGAGAGUUUGGCUGGCAACAAAUCAGGGAACAAAAAGCUGUCAGAGGGGGGUGUUGGACUCUUGGGAGGCCAGAGGAGUUUGUCCAGUUAUGACCUAGGAAACAGCAGCAGUAUGCACACAGAGAAAGCAGCCAGCAGUGGAGCAACAGAGGGAUGUAAUAAGAGAAGAACCAACAACACCUUGAGCCAAAACACUGAGGCUGGACUUAAAAAGGAGCGUGAGGCUGGACUUAAAAAGGAGCCUGAGGCAGGAGAGGAGGUAUCACAGGCUUCCUGUGGCAGCAUGGAGGCCAAAGAGCAGCAGGCUUUAAAUAAGCUCUUAGAAUAUGAAGGUAAAUGGCUGCUGUUUGAUGACUCUGAGGUGCGCUUGUUUGAGGAGGAGGAUUUCCUGCGAGCCUGCUCUCCCGAGAGGAGCUGCUCAUCAACACCUUACCUGCUGUUCUACAGGAGGAUGACUGAAGCUGGACACUAAGAUAGACACAGACCUACAGGAAGCUGAGCUCAGACAAAAGACAAAUGUAUUUUUGCAAUACUUCAAGCAGUGCCAAACAUACUGUGGCUUCCACUUACACUGAAGUUACUUUUCAGCCACGGAAAACUGAACCUGCAACAGUCUCGUCUCAUUGUGGGAUCACGGCCGUUUCUGCCUUCUGAUACUGGUAUGCAGGUACUUUUUUUUUUGAAUGAUUGGAUUUUCUGUGUCAGGGAUUAUUUGUCGUUGGGGGUUUUUUUUGCCUUUCUCCAUUAUUAACUUUGCAUUUUUUUUUCUUUUUACAAAAUGUCAAAGCACUUUGAACUAAAAUUGAAUCAUCAAAAUAUUGAAAACUGAGUUUUUUUUUGGUUUUUUUUGAGCUAACAGUCUGUAUUCUGUUUAUUUACUGGAGGCUGUGUUUAUAUUUGAAAGGUUCCUCAUCAUAUCUGCUCCAGUUAGUCAGAAAAGCCUUUACCCACCCACCCCUGAAAGCUAUACCUCUGAACUGACCCCUUGAUUUGUGAAGGUUUUACAUAGAAACUUGUACAGGCAAUUUAUUUGUAUAUCUGAAACCUCAAACUGAUGCCAUUUAUACAGUGAAACCAAUGGUUUUGGACUCUCAGAAACUAGUUUAAAUACAGCAGAUAUUUAUGAAAAUCACUCAG